Messenger RNA from Paramecium octaurelia, 868 nucleotides. The record is from the annotation of a GenBank genome assembly. NCBI's taxonomy places the organism in Eukaryota, Ciliophora, Oligohymenophorea, Peniculida, Parameciidae.
GAGAUUUCGAAUAAAUUUAGAUUAAUUUAUUCAUAUGUACACAAUAUGCACUGAGAGCAGAACCGCAAACUCAGAAUCUGUAGAUCUAAGUGAGAAACUCACAAAGAGUUAAGAAAUAAUAUUGAAGAAGGAAAAUUUAACGAAUGCGAUGGUACUUGAGGACGGUUUGGUUUAUAUUGGUGAGAUGGAAAAUGAUGAGCCACAAGGGUUUGGAAUUCUGAUCUAUCCAAAUGGAUCUGUUUUGGAAGGGUAAUAUAUUGAGGUUAAUAUUUAAGUAAUUGGAUUAAAGGAAAAGCAAAUGGGAUGUGUAAGCUAUAGUAUAGUCAGGAUGAAUAGUAAUUGCAUAAGUUAUUCUGUUUAGUUACUCUGGAAAUAUUCUUAAUAAUAGAUUUCAGGGAUAUGGUGAAUAUGUUAACCAUAACUCUUCAGUUUAUAAGGGAUAAUGGGAAAAUAACGAAAAGCACGGUUACGGAGAGGAAUAUUUCAAGAAUGGGUCCAUUUAUUGUGGGAAUUUCAAUAGAGGAAUGAGAGAAGGAGAGGGAGUAUACUUGUCAAGUAAUGGAUCGAAGUAUGACCUUUUUUAAUAAAAUUUAGAUAUGAAGGAUAAUUCAAAUAUAAUAAGAUGGAAGGAGACGGGAAAAUGUUUUGGGGAGACGGUAGUACAUACAAGGGUUAAUUCCAAAAUAAUGAUAUAAAUGGAUAUGGAGUGUACACUUACCCAGAUGGAAGUUAUUAUGAGGGAUAUGUAAUUGUCUAACUAAAAAUGUAGUUUAGGAAUGGGAAAAGAAAUGGUAUUGGCACAUUGAUCAGAUAUGAUGGAUACCAAGUCUAUGGAGAAUGGGAGGACGAUAAAUUUUAUAAAAAUUGA